This is a messenger RNA of Volvox carteri f. nagariensis, 1259 nucleotides long. RefSeq lists its product as uncharacterized. The transcript has 5 exons. The coding region runs from base 91 to 885 and encodes 264 amino acids. NCBI's taxonomy places the organism in Eukaryota, Viridiplantae, Chlorophyta, Chlorophyceae, Chlamydomonadales, Volvocaceae. The record is from RefSeq and is a predicted model, not a curated record.
AGUUGUGGACAUAAUUCCCUUCUUCACUUCGCUAGUGGAUCUUGUAGCUGGGGUUGGAUCUGGUCGUCGUCAGCUCAGGACCACAGGACCAUGGCCCUUGCGAAGUGCCCGGCCAAAGCCGGUGUCCGCCCAGCUGCUCGCGCGGUUGUGCUCCCUGGUAUCUCGCGGCGUGCCGUUGUCUGCAACGCUCAGCAGCAGUCUAACUUCGGUCAAAAGCUUGCCAGCGCUGGCGCUGCAGCCCUGCUUUCGCUCGGCGCUCUGGGUGCUCCGGCCAUUGCUUCUGAGUUUGAUAUCCUGGCAGAGCCAACGCCCUCAGCCAACUACUACAUUGACGAUGCUAACGUACUCAGCAAGGCAACCCGCACCGACUUGAACAAGCGUCUGAAGCUUCUUGAGAUCCAGACCGGCUACCGCGUUGAGGUGGUGACUGUGCGGCGCCUGGAGUUCGAGACGGACGCUUUCGCCUUCGCUGACAAGGUUCUGGAGAACUGGUACCCGGACGCUGAGGCUGGCAAGAGCAAGGGUGUGCUGCUGGUAGUCACGGCCAGCAAGGAGGGCGCUGUCACCGGCGGUCCGGCCUUCACGGAGGCUGUGGGCGAUGAGCUGAUUGACAGCAUCAUCAGCACCAACAUCCCCAUCUUUACCGAGGAGGAGAAGUACAACCAGACUGUGAUCAGCUCCGUGGAUCGCCUGGAGGCCAAACUGCAGGGCAACCCGGUCCCAGAGGCGCCGGUGAAGAACGAAGUGGUCCGUGAGCGCACGUACCGGACUAAGGAGGAGACCGAGAAGAGCAAGAACGUGACCAGCACUGUUGUGGGAACUCUGCUGCUGAUUGCUGUGGUGGUUCCCAUGCUCCAGUACUAUGGCUACACGGCCAAGGAUUAAGCUGCCUGGUUUUUGGCAGGGACGAGAAGAUAUGAUCUAGCUAGCUAGUAUGAUCUUGAACAAGGGGAAUUUCCCUUCGCCUCGAGCAGAGGUUUAUGUGGACGGCUUCCUGUUGACUGGUUUAUUUGGCUGUGAUGGCCACCUUUUGGCUGUUGUUUUCUGGCCAGGUUAGCCUGUUCAUUUCGUUGCUGUGGUUAAGCCUGCUGGGUAUGCAGGUGGCGGUAUUUAUUACAGUACCGAAAUUUUGUCUCUUGAGGCUUAAGAGCAGGAGAAGUUUGAAGCGUGAGCGUACGUACCGGCGGAAAAGUGAAACCCGAACAAUUUCGAACUGAAACGGACUAUCGCCAAGGAAAUCCCUUAAAGAUUGGGUAAUG